This is a messenger RNA of Musa acuminata AAA Group (dessert banana), 4320 nucleotides long. RefSeq names its product kinesin-like protein KIN-14P. Gene Ontology annotation, biological process: microtubule-based movement. The coding region runs from base 353 to 4030 and encodes 1225 amino acids. Gene Ontology annotation, cellular component: microtubule cytoskeleton. The transcript is spliced from 21 exons. The record is from RefSeq and is a predicted model, not a curated record. Gene Ontology annotation, molecular function: microtubule motor activity; ATP binding; microtubule binding. Lineage: Eukaryota; Viridiplantae; Streptophyta; Magnoliopsida; Zingiberales; Musaceae.
GACGUUCUUCCGUGAGUCAACGACGUGCAGGUCAUCCACAGGCUGUGGAGAGUGCCAACAUGGUGGAUUUCGUUUUGUUCUGCUGUUGGCAGGAACGGCAGGCGUCGAGUAGAGGCGAAGAAAAAAAGAAGGCACCAAGUGAGGAAGAAGAAGCCAUGAAUAGCAAUCGAUUUCCUUCUUCAAAGGGGACAAUGGAUGAGAAUUUAGUAAAGAAAGGACGUGCUCGCCUUAAAGCUCGGAGGUUUUCGCGGCUUCAAGAAGUCCCGCGAGCGAUGUCAUCCCUUUCUCCCUGCAAUUCGAUCUCAAUGCUCACCUAUUCUUUCCGGCGGACGCAUCGGAUGGUUGCUCCCCGAUGAAGCUCGGGGCAUUGCUCAAAUUGCCGAUUGGCGAUGCGCGCGCGAGUUGCCGAGGCGAAGACGGGGCAUGCCAAGGAAUGACCGGCCCGGACACGGACGCCGAUAUGGCUAAGAGGCGGUCAGAAGUGAUCGAGUGGCUCAACAGUUUGUUCCCCGGCCUUGACAUACCGGUCGACGCGUUGGAGGAGGAACUCAGAGCGCGGUUGCUCGACGGAGCUCUCUUGUGUGGCAUCCUCAAGAGGUUUAACCCAGACUACUCGGGGGAGAUCAGGACGGAGAACCGUUCAGAAAACAUAAGGAAAUUUAUUGCUGCUGUUGAACAGGCGGGACUGCCCAGUUUCAAGGUUUCAGACUUAGAACAGGGACCAGCGUCUGCAGUAGUGUACUGCCUUUGGUCUCUUAAGGAUCACCUCACGUCCGACACCGGAGAAAACAGGGAUCUGAACUCUCCGGCGAGGAGCGUAGGUGAGGCAAGAAUAGUAAGGUGGAAAUCUCUGGAGAGCAGGAUUGACGCUCUAAGAGGGGAUACCACCUUAAACGGGCAAAGUUCUGCUAUCUUUGGAGAGGAGAGAAGACACAGCUUUCAUGACUCGAGGUUACAACGCCGCCUGCGAAGUCCCAUCAUGUCUGAGCCAUCAACUCCCCCAACUCAUCAUGUUGGGCAUAAAUUCCAUGAGGUUUUCCAGCUAAAACAAGGGCGUUAUUAUGAUCUUCCUGCGGCUAAGAUCUCGGAGAUGAUGAAAUCAAACAGUUUAGAUAAUGCCCCCACUCAGUCUCUUCUAAGCGUUGUAAACGGAAUUCUCGAGGAAAGUAUCGAGAGGAAAAAUGGAGAAAUACCUCAGCGAGUAGCAUGCUUGCUGAGAAAAGUUGUGCAAGAGAUCGAACGGCGUAUUUCAACUCAGGCAGAGCACAUACGAAAUCAAAACAAUCUCAUAAAAGCGCGCGAGGAGAAGUACCAGUCGAGGAUUAGAGUGCUUGAAACGCUAGCCAAUGGUACACCUGAUGAAACACAGAUAGUUAUGAACCAGCUUCAGGUGCUUAAGACAGAGAAGCACAAGAUCGAAGAGAGAAGCAAAGUUGGUGAAGAAGACAUGGUUAAGCUGACGAAGGAGAAGGAAAAGAGUGACAAGAUAAUUUCAGAUCUUACCCAAGAGUUGGAAACCAUAAAAAGGACGUACGAAGAUCAGUUUCAGCAGAUGGAUACAAAAACAAAGGAAUACCAAAUUGAAAAGCUGGCCAAGGAGAAGGAAAAGAGUGACAAGAUAAUUUCAGAUCUUACCCAAGAGUUGGAAACCAUAAAAAGGACGUACGAAGAUCAGUUUCAGCAGAUGGAUACAAAAACAAAGGAAUACCAAAUUGAAAAGCUGGCCAAGGAGAAGGAAAAGAGUGACAAGAUAAUUUCAGAUCUUACCCAAGAGUUGGAAACCAUAAAAAGGACGUACGAAGAUCAGUUUCAGCAGAUGGAUACACAAACAAAGGAAUACCAAAUUGAAAAGCUGGCCAAGGAGAAGGAAAAGAGUGACAAGAUAAUUUCAGAGCUUAAGCAAGAGUUGGAAACCGUAAAAAGGACGUACGGAGAUCAGUUUCAGCAAAUGGAUACAAAGGCAAAGGAAUACCAAAUCGAAUUGGAGGAGAAGCUAAAGGAUGCCGAAUCCGUUUUGGCCGAAUCGCAGGGGAGAAUACAGGAGCUAGAGACAGAUUCAGAAUCCAAUUUUCAGAACUGGAACCAAAAGGAACAUGUUUUCCAAAGCUUCGUAGAUCUACAAAUGCAGUCGGUGCAGGAAUUGAGGUCGUCUUCCAACUCCAUCAAGAAAGAAGUGAAGGUUUCACAAAAGAGAUGGUUCGAAGAAUUGAACAGCUUUGGGCAACAGCUGAAGGUACUGACUGACGCAGUAGAGAACUACCAUGCCGUCCUUGGAGAAAACAGGAGAUUGUACAACGAGGUCCAGGAGCUAAAAGGAAAUAUUAGAGUUUACUGUCGGAUAAGGCCAUUCCUUCCUGGGGAGAAUAGAAAACAGUCCACCAUAGAUUACAUUGGUGAGAACGGUGAGCUUCUUGUUGUGAAUCCCUCCAAGCCCGGAAAAGAUGGACAGCGAAUGUUCAAGUUCAACAAGGUCUUCGGUUCAACCGCCACUCAAGAGCAAGUCUUCUUGGACACUCGGCCUUUAGUUCGAUCAGUUCUUGAUGGCUAUAAUGUAUGCAUUUUUGCAUAUGGUCAGACUGGAUCAGGAAAAACCUACACCAUGACUGGACCGGAAUCAGCAACCGAGAAGGAAUGGGGUGUCAAUUAUCGAGCUCUGAACGACCUCUUUCAGAUAUCUCUAAGUAGGAGAGACACAUAUCUGUAUGAAGUGGGUGUUCAGAUGGUUGAAAUAUACAAUGAGCAAGUGCGUGAUCUGCUCGGACAUGGCAGCUCACAGAAGAAGCUUGGAGUUCUGACUACAUCCCAGCCAAAUGGGCUUGCCGUCCCCGAUGCGAGUAUGCUUCCUGUCAAAGCUACUUCUGAUGUGCUGGACCUGAUGCAGAUAGGACAUGGAAACAGGGCUGUGAGUGCCACUACUCUCAAUGAAAGAAGUAGCCGGUCGCACAGCAUUCUGACAGUUCAUGUUCGAGGAACGGAUCUGAAAACUGGAACCACCUUGCGAGGCUCUCUUCAUCUGGUAGAUCUUGCUGGAAGUGAGAGAGUUGACCGUUCCGAGGUGACCGGAGAUAGGCUCAAGGAAGCGCAACACAUCAACAAAUCUCUGUCGGCUCUCGGAGAUGUCAUAUUUGCUCUGUCGCAAAAGACCGCUCAUGUGCCGUACAGAAACAGCAAACUAACUCAAGUACUGCAAAGUUCUUUGGGUGGACACGCCAAGACACUGAUGUUUGUACAGAUAAAUCCCGAUACAGGGUCUUUCUCCGAGAGUCUGAGUACCUUAAAGUUUGCUGAGAGGGUUUCCGGGGUGGAGCUGGGUGCUGCAAAGAGUCAAAAGGAAGGGAAAGAUAUCAGAGAUUUGAUGGAACAGGUGGCAUCACUUAAAGAUACUAUUGCAAGGAAAGAUGAGGAGAUUGAACAGCUCCAACAGACGAAAGACAUCAGAUCAAAACAUAGUAACAGCCCACUGAAGCAUUCAUCCUCCACGAAUUCAGUGGUAGGUCAAGAACGGAUGUCAUCUGUAGGAAGGGCAAUGGCUGCUAAUAAGGUGGGUGCAGAUCAUGAGAACUGGUCAGAGCACAGUGGCGAGGUUUCUGAAUCUGGUUCUCACCAGUCCGCAGAUGACAGAAGGCAGCAGAAGGAGCACAGCCAUCCAAAGCUCAGUGGAGAAGCAGCAGAGCAGAGUUCUGCGGACCCUGAGCUCUUGGGCUUCGGUGACGCAGACUCCGAGGAACGAUUGAGUGACAUAUCGGAUGGUGGCCUCUCCAUGGGAACCGAAACCGAUGGUUCGAUCGGCAGCCUCGUCGAGUAUAAUCUCUUCCCGGAACAAGCCAAAUCAUCAGAAACCACCAAAGCGCCUAAAACUCCGACGCGAGUGGCGGCGAAGGCAACGUCUUCGAGGACCGCCCAAGUGCCAGCGUCCCGAACAAGAUCAAGAGACAUGUUGAAGUCCCCAAGUCUAAAGAAAAGCACAAGUCAAGUGGCAAUCUCUUCAUCCAGGACCUCAAAGGUUGUAGGGAAAGCACAGGUCAAGUGAGAGAGCCCAGGUCGCAGCCUUCGUCGAAUCGCUGGCAGCGGAGCGAGUGGUGUUCUCAACCUUCGUCAAUGCGUUUUGCUUGUACAAUUUUGCGAUAGCAGUUAUGAAUGGCGGUGAAGAAGCAACCUUGUCUUUGUUUAUAUAGAUUUCUCUGUAAUGGUGGAAGGGGUAUCUAUCACCUUGUAUUUGUUUAUAUUUGUGUUACUCUAUAGAUUUCUCUGUAAUGGUGGAAGGGGUAUCAUAUUGAUGUUGUGCAUAUAAAGAUAUCAAUACAAUUGUUGUGAUGUGGC